AUAGCAUGGCAUGGUAUAGUCAAUAGUGAUUUUACUAAUUAUUUGUAAUCUUGAUUGAUAACUUACUUGUUAAAAGCUGCAAAAGUGAAUUGUUGGGUUUUGAAUAUGUGGAGUUUGAAAUUUGAAUUAUUGUAAUUUAUGAAUUUGUCAGCAGGGCUCGUAACCAUUUUUAUUUUUUAACAACUUUUUUGAACAAGUGGGUUGGAGUUCCAGUUGCAAAUAACAAAUCAUUUGCAAUUUUAAGACAAACGUUUUAUUGGAUGCAAAAUCAGUAUGUAACUCUAUUUGUAAUAGUGUUGCUUUAAUUGUAAGCGCUAGUUGAGAGACAGUUGGUCAAUUGCUGCCAAUUCAACUAUAAAUAUGAGUCUAAAUUGAUCUUUUAUUCCAUUUUUUAAAUCAAUUAACUAAUCAAAACAACAAUAAAUACACUCAUAUUACAAUGUCUGCUCCAUUAAAACUUUACGCUGCUGCUGCUCCAAAUGGUUUCAAAAUCACUACCUUUUUAGAACUUCUUGGUCUUAAAUAUGAUCUUCAAAUUCUUGAUAUCAGUAAAGGUGAACAAAAGGAACCUUGGUUUCUUAAACUCAAUCCUAAUGGUAGAAUUCCAACUUUAAUUGACUCAACCCAUGGUGUUACUGUCAGUCAAAGUGGUGCUGUCUUACAAUAUCUUGCUGAUACUUAUGAUCCAAACCAUAAAUUAUCUUUCAAAUAUGGUAGUAAGGAAUAUUAUAAACAAUUGGAAUAUUUAAUCUUUUCUGUGGCUGAACAAGGUCCAAUUACUGGACAAUUAUAUCAUUUCAAACAUCUUGCUCCAUGUAAAGACGAAUAUGCUAUUGAUCGUUAUUUCAAAGAUGUUAAUAGAAUUGUGGGUGUGUUUGAUGAAAUCUUGAAUAGAAAUAAACAUAAUGGUCUAUACUUGGUUGGUGAUCAUUUAUCAGCUGUUGAUGCUUCAGUUUAUGGAUGGUCAAGAUUUUUAAAACCAAAUGAUAUUGAAUUAGAAAAGUAUCCUCUUUUCAACCAAUGGUAUAACUCAGUUGAUCAAAAUGAAUUUGUUCAAAAGGGAGUUAAUAGAUUAUUACAAAAGUAAUACCUAACUAUCUACUUGCUUGCUAUAAGAAAAUAAUAUAAAAACUCCAAAAAAACUAGAAAAUCAAAUAAAAUCUCUUAAAAACAUCUUUUUUUUAAAUAUUAUAUAGCUUGAUAAUAUAUAACAUUGUUUUUUUAAAUUCAAAAUCU
Scheffersomyces coipomensis is the source of this 1236-nucleotide messenger RNA. RefSeq names its product glutathione S-transferase family protein. The record is from RefSeq and is a predicted model, not a curated record. The transcript has a single exon. The coding region runs from base 440 to 1087 and encodes 215 amino acids. Lineage: Eukaryota; Fungi; Ascomycota; Pichiomycetes; Serinales; Debaryomycetaceae.